This is a messenger RNA of Nannospalax galili (Upper Galilee mountains blind mole rat), 960 nucleotides long. RefSeq names its product olfactory receptor 10Q1-like. Gene Ontology annotation, biological process: G protein-coupled receptor signaling pathway. The transcript has a single exon. Gene Ontology annotation, molecular function: olfactory receptor activity; G protein-coupled receptor activity. Gene Ontology annotation, cellular component: membrane. NCBI's taxonomy places the organism in Eukaryota, Metazoa, Chordata, Mammalia, Rodentia, Spalacidae. Bases 1 to 960 code for a protein of 319 amino acids. The record is from RefSeq and is a predicted model, not a curated record.
AUGGUGUCUAGGAAGCCUGCCCUCAACCAAUCUGGGUCCCCUGAGUUCGUGUUCCGCGUGUUCACCACUGUCCCUGAAUUCCAGGUGCUCCUCUUCCUCCUCUUCCUCCUCCUCUACUCUAUGAUCCUCGCUGGCAACGCCGCCAUCAUCUGGAUGGUGUGCACACAAAGCUCGCUUCGCACGCCCAUGUAUUUCUUCCUGUGUAAUCUGUCCUUCAUGGAGAUCUGCUACACCACGGACGUGGUACCCUUGAUGCUUUCCAACAUUUUGGGGGGCCAGAAGCCCAUUCCACUGGCCGGCUGUGGGACACAAAUGUUCUUCUUUUCUACCUUUGGCAGCAUUGAUUGCUUUCUGUUGACUGUCAUGGCCUAUGACCGAUACGUGGCCAUCUGCCAUCCACUGCACUACAACCUCAUCAUGACCCAGAAGCUGUGCGUCCAGAUGGUGCUGGGCUCGGUAGGCCUGGCACUCUUCCUCUCCCUGCAGCUGACCACCUUUACCUUCACAUUGUCCUUCUGCGGUCAUCGCCUGGAAAUCAACCACUUCCUCUGCGAUGUUGCUCCCAUAAUGCGCCUGGCCUGUGCGGACAUCAGUAUGCAUGAGGCAAUCCUCUAUUUUGCAGGCAUCUUGGUGCUGACUGUCCCCUUCCUGCUGAUCUGCAUUUCUUACAUGUUUAUUACAGCCAACAUUUUGCGCAUGCGCUCUGCUGAGGGCCGCCAGAGGGCCUUCUCCACCUGCUCCUCCCACCUCACCGUGGUCCUGCUGCAGUACGGCUGCUGCAGCCUUGUGUACCUGAGGCCUCGCUCCAGCACCUCGGAGGAUGAGGACCGCCAAAUCGCCCUGGUCUACACUUUUGGUACCCCUUUACUCAACCCUUUGAUUUACACACUUAGGAACAAGGAUGUUAAAGGAGCUCUGAGGAACGCCAUCUUCCAUAAAGCAGCCUCAGACACCAGCUGA